AUGUCAUUUCUUCCUUCUUUUUCAGCUUCUUCUUCUGCCUCUCAUUUUUCUUUCCCUAUCUUCUUCUUUUUUCUGCUUGUCUCGCUUUCAAUACUUCUGUCUCAUUUUCCUCCUCAAAUCAUCUCUCUCUCUCUCUCUCUCAUCAACGUCUUCUUUAUCAUUUUCUUUCUCCCUACCUCAUGGCUAUUUAUUUAUUUUCACUUUUCUCCCUUCUCUAUUUUUUAUUCUCAACCCGUCUUUUACGUUUGUCUUUCUUUCUCAUUUUUCCGCCGUUUUCUCCCUUCAUUAAGUUUUAAAAUCUUGUCCCUUUCAAUCGACCUCCUUUUUUUUUAUAUCUAUCCCCACCCUCUCAGCUUUUCCCCACACCCCAUAAUCACUUGUCCAACUCCAGAUUCAUUCUCUUCUAUCUACCCUACUCUUUCCUUUAUCUCGGCAACGCCUUUGCUUUCUGCCACACCCGCCCUCUCCAUAUUGUUUUCUCACAUGUCAGGAAUUGGGCAACGAACAGAAGAUGGAAGAGAUUAG
Molecule: messenger RNA, 525 nt
Organism: Acanthosepion pharaonis
Lineage: Eukaryota; Metazoa; Mollusca; Cephalopoda; Sepiida; Sepiidae
Source: the annotation of a GenBank genome assembly